AUGGGUAAGAAACAAGCAGGUCCCGCCUAUGUCCUGGGUGUGGGCAUGACCAAAUUCAUCAAGCCUCGUGGCAAGGUUGAUUAUAAUGAGCUGGGCUACGAGGCUGGAGUCAAAGCCAUGCUUGAUGCCCACAUCACCUACGAUGACGUCGACCAGGGUGUUGCAUGCUACGUGUAUGGCGACAGCACCUGCGGUCAGCGAGUGUUCUAUCAAUUCGGUCUCACAAACAUCCCUAUCUACAAUGUUAACAACAACUGCUCGACUGGUUCCACUGGCUUGGCUAUGGCUCGUACACUGGUCUCUCACGGGGCCGCUGACUGUGUCCUGGUUGUUGGCUUUGAGAAGAUGAAUCCCGGUAGCUUGCAGUCCGUGUACAACGAUCGCACUGGGCCAACUACCUUGUUUGGAACAAUGAUGGCGGAGACUCGAGGUGUGACCAAUGCGCCCGGUGCUGCACAGAUGUUCGGUAAUGCUGGUCGGGAAUACAUGGAGAAGUAUGGCACUACCCAAGAAUUUCCUCAGGGGGCUUCACAGCUAACACUAGAUUCCUUUAGGUACGGCGCAAAGAACGAGGACUUUGCUGAAAUCGCCCGCAUCAACCAUGAGCACUCCAAGCGUAACCCAUACUCCCAGUUCCAGGACGAAUACUCCCUCGAGCAGAUUAUGAAGGCGCCCAUGAUAUUUGAGCCGCUCACUAAGCUCCAGUGCUGCCCGACCUCAGAUGGUGGUGCCGCUGCCGUCAUUGUGUCCCAGGAGUUCCUCGAUGCCCGUCCCCACCUUAAGGAACAGGCCAUUCUAAUCGCUGGCCAGACUAUGGCAACCGACACCGACAAGCUCUACAAUACCAGCGCGAUUGAGCUGAUGGGCUUCGACAUGUCGCGGCACGCAGCCCGCACUGCCAUCGCUGAGGCUGGGGUGAAUGUCAAGGAUAUCAAGGUUUGCGAGUUGCACGACUGCUUCUCUGCCAAUGAGAUGAUCACGAUCGAUGCCCUCGAGCUCUCUGAGCCCGGCAAGGCACACGAGAUGGUCCGCCGUGGCGACAUUACCUAUGGCGGUAAGAUGGUCAUCAACCCGUCGGGCGGUCUCAUCUCGAAGGGUCACCCCCUCGGUGCCACCGGUAUUGCUCAGUGUUCUGAGCUUGUCUGGCACCUGCGUGGCUGGGCCAACAACCGUCUCGUUGAUGGUACGAGCGCUGCUCUGCAACACAACCUUGGCCUUGGUGGUGCUGUUGUGGUGAGCGUGUACAAGCGUGCUGAUGGCAAAGUUGCCGUUCCCGUUCCAUCGGACGUUGUGGGCAAGAUCAAUGGCCUUGGAUAUAACCCAGCUGUCGAGGCUCGUGGGUUCACUGCUGAGCAGGCCAAGUCGGUGUGUAGCAAGAACCACAGUGAUAAGUAUGCGGCCGCCGAUGUCCAGGAGCGGGUUCUUGCCCGUUUCUAA
Messenger RNA from Penicillium odoratum, 1437 nucleotides. Its product is annotated as putative sterol carrier protein. Lineage: Eukaryota; Fungi; Ascomycota; Eurotiomycetes; Eurotiales; Aspergillaceae. Bases 1 to 1437 code for a protein of 478 amino acids. The transcript has a single exon. Gene Ontology annotation, molecular function: acyltransferase activity, transferring groups other than amino-acyl groups. The record is from RefSeq and is a predicted model, not a curated record.